Messenger RNA from Blepharisma stoltei, 590 nucleotides. The record is from the annotation of a GenBank genome assembly. NCBI's taxonomy places the organism in Eukaryota, Ciliophora, Heterotrichea, Heterotrichida, Blepharismidae.
AUGGAAACAUUAAUUUGGCUAUGGAGCUUUGAUAGAAGAUGGAUGUUUGGGAUUCCCUGCACAAGAAUUUACUGGUGGCUUAUAGUACUUUUUCAGCUAUGCUUCCUUGCCCUUAGUUUUAACAUGAGCUCAACUGGCUGUGAAGUUACGAUCUGGAUAAGAGGUCGAUAUCUAAUAUCCUUACUCACCCUUUUAAAAUAUAAAUUUACUUUUUUAAAUUUUUAAAUCUGAAAAUUUAUUUUAACAAUGAGGAGUUAGCAAUAAUUAUUUCUGCAACUUUAACAGCCACAAUUGUGAAAACAGAUAAAGUGACUCAAGAAAGCAGCCUUUCUAUGUCAUUUCCAGGACUACUGACCCUUUUAUUUGGGAUUUUAAGUUUAGGAUGGGCAGGAUUUAUCUAUAUGUACCCUCCCUCGAACUGUGAAGAAGACUUUACAUACUUUAUGAACUUAGAAACCUUGCUUUAUUUCUUAACUCUCCUCCCUAUCCUUAUAACUAUAACUGGAAUGGUUCUCAUAAAGCUUAUCGUUAUAAUUUUGGCAUUGGCUUUUCCAUCACUUUUCUUUGAAGCACGUAUAAAAUCACGAUAA